AUGAAAGAAGCAUUGGUAGUGUGCGGGGGCAAGAAUUUAGCGGUGGGGGUGACGAUUUGGGACAUGGAAACAGGGGAUCAUCUUCUUCAUAUACCCACAUGUGCUUCACCGUUCCAUGGACUCACUUGUUUGAGGCAUCAGUACUUGGUUGCCUCUCAAAUUCAACCCCGUGGCUCCGUCAGCGGCGGCGUUAUCUUUACCUGGCCUUUCUCCAAGCCUCGUGCACCUUUACGAAGCUAUCCACUUGAAGCCAUUGGGCCGCUUUCCAGCUCAAAAGAUGGCAUAUAUUUAGCCGGUGGAGCCACUUCUGGAAAUGUCUAUGUUUGGGAGGUAAUAAAUGGGAAACUGCUCAAGACUUGGCAUGCACAUAACUCGCCAUUAACUUGUUUGGCAUUUUCUGAUGAUGCUUCUCUUCUGAUAUCUGGUUCUGAAGAUGGAAUGAUAGUUGUCUGGCCAAUGAUAAGAUUACUGGAUGAGACAGACUCAGGAUCCUCUCAUACAUCACUAAGCGUUUCAACUGACCAUGAAUCCUUUAUAACUGGACUCUUACCGUCCUCAAAUGCCUCUCACUCGGUUUUUGUAUCGAGCUCUCUUGAUGGCACAUGCAAGGUAUGGGACCUCGUAAAGGGGACUCUUUUGCAAACUUGCUCUUUUCCGCAACCAAUAACUGCGUCGGUCCUUGACCCUGCAGAGAGAUUUCUGUUCUCUGGAAGUGCAGAUGGAAGGAUAUUCAUGAGCCCGUUUGAUGUUGGAUUGAUGAAGGAACCUGCUAUGCAUUCGAAGGAUAAAAAAGUUGAAUUGAAUGGACACAAGGAAUCCAUUACGGCAUUGACCUUCAGUAGAUCCGGCCUUAUUUCUGCCUCGGAGGAUUUUACUGCCUGCUUGUGGGAUGUUGUCAAAGGUGUGAUCAUUCGAAGAUUUAACCAUCGAAAGGGUUUUAUUACCAAUCUGGUUGUGAUCCCGUACUCCUCGUUGCUUCCCUCGAGGAAUCAUCAACGAAAAUCUACUCAUUUGCCUGUAUCAUUGCUGAAGAAAUGUUCUUGGCAGGAUGAUCCAUCAAAAGGAACUGUUACCCUUCUACCAUCACCUGGAGAACAACAAAUCACCCAUCAAUAUCAAAGUGCUAAUUUGCUCAACCAGCAAAUUCUUGAUUUGGAGUUGUUAACAGCAACCAUGUUAUUGCGAUUUGAGCAGGUGGGAAGGACACCUGAAGCCAUACAGUUGAAAGUCGAAACAAACAUUGAGAGUAGAUUGUUGAUUAGUAACAUGACAAAGCAUGUGAUGGAGAUGAACAAUCACUUACAAUCACGCUUGCUCGAUUUAACUCGGCAUCGAAUUUCACAACAUGAAACUGAGGCAGAAAGAAACAAGCUCUAGACAUCAUAUUACAAAGACCUA
Molecule: messenger RNA, 1398 nt
Organism: Cynara cardunculus var. scolymus (artichoke)
Lineage: Eukaryota; Viridiplantae; Streptophyta; Magnoliopsida; Asterales; Asteraceae
Product: protein ROOT INITIATION DEFECTIVE 3-like
Exons: 8
Coding region: 1-1377 (458 amino acids)
Biological process (GO): DNA-templated DNA replication; rRNA processing
Cellular component (GO): nuclear pre-replicative complex
Molecular function (GO): protein binding
Source: RefSeq, a predicted model, not a curated record